Molecule: messenger RNA, 1053 nt
Organism: Sarcophilus harrisii (Tasmanian devil)
Lineage: Eukaryota; Metazoa; Chordata; Mammalia; Dasyuromorphia; Dasyuridae
Gene: CIDEB
Product: cell death inducing DFFA like effector b
Exons: 5
Coding region: 187-864 (225 amino acids)
Biological process (GO): regulation of apoptotic process; apoptotic process
Source: RefSeq, a predicted model, not a curated record
UUCCUGUCCAGGUGGGGAGGCCAGAGUCCGACCCUGACUCAUUCCCCACAACAUCUCCUGGCGCUUAAAUCCCAGGCCUGGUAACAGAAAUCAACAGCUGUACCAAUUCUGAACCAGUCUCUCAAGAGAGGAAUCCCCUAGCAAAAACUGUGGGAGACUGUGGUGCUACCCACCACCUCCCUGAUCAUGGAAUACACCAAAGCCAAGGAUUAUAUCUCAGCUUGGAAUCCUACUUCCUUGCUCAGGUCAGUAUCCAAUGUGGGUUCCGAGUUUGGUCGUCGGGUCUGGGCAUCCGCUCCGCCACCACAGCGUCCUUUCCGGGUCUGUGACCACAAACGAACUACUAGAAAAGGUCUGACUGCUGCCACCCGUGAAGAACUGCUAGAAAAAGCACUUGAAACCUUGCUACUGAGCGGUGUGCUGACACUGGUGCUAGAGGAGGAUGGGACGUGUGUGGAGAGUGAAGAGUUCUUUCAGAUGCUGGAGGAUGAUACAAGUCUGAUGGUGCUGGAGGCAGGACAGACCUGGAGCCCCAUCAGAAGCGGGGUGCUUUCCUAUGGUUUGGGCCGGGAGAAGCCAAAGCACAGCAAGGACAUUGCCAGCAUCACAUUUGACGUGUAUAAGCAGAACCCCCGAGACCUCUUUGGCAGCCUCAAUGUCAAGGCCACGUUCUAUGGGCUCUACUCCAUGAGCUGUGAUUUUCAAGGACUUGGUCCCAAGAAGGUGCUCAGAGAGCUUUUGCGGUGGACAUCCAAGCUCCUGCAGGGCCUGGGAAACAUGCUUCUGGGUGUUGCAUCUACCCUUCGACACGUAGUGGAAGGUGCUGAGCAGUGGCAGCGCCAACGCCGGCUCCAUACCUACUAAGUACUCUGCCCCAUCCUCAGUCUAGAAGAUGGAUUUAGCAUGGAACAGAGAGGAAUUGUGGUUUCCUUAUCUGCACCUACUGUUAAAACUGGACAUAUUCUCCACUAACAUCCAUAUCUGAUAUUCUCUAUUUAGCCCUGGUUCCUAGGAAGGCCCCCACACCCAUCACCCCCCUCCUCCCUUUGUUGC